AUGGUUCCUCCGAAAGCUUUUGUCUUCAUCCUCACAGCAUUAAUUACUGCAGUCGCUGUGCGAGCUGAUGCUACACCGAUCGAACCAGGGCCAGGAUCCGUAUUCAAACAGGGAGGCGAGUGUCAUACCGCUUGGACGGGAGACAAGGAUGGAAAAUGGGCGAACAUGGCAAUUCAGCUCAUGACAGGCGCGGAUCUCAAGAUGGUUCACCUUACUACCGUGGCUACGGGGUUGGACGGUAACCAGGACGGGAGCUUCCAGUUUAUUUGCCCUGAGGUCGAUCCUUACUCCGCCAUCUACUUUUUACAAUUCUCUUCCCCACAGAGCUCCGGCUUCCAAUGGGCCACUCGUUUCACGAUUGCAGACAAGGACGGAAAGUCGGUACCCCCUCCUGAGGCCACUCAACCCGAUGGAAGGAGUGUACCUUGGGGAACCGGAAGGCUUGUGAAUCCUUCCGACGCUAGACCUCCUCCAGAUUUCCAAAAUGCGAGUUCUUCCUCCAAUUCCAGUUCCAGUUCCAGCGCUAGCCAAAGUAGCAGCAGUGCCGGUGCUGAUCCAUCGUCGAUAAUGUCUUCUGCCUCGAUCCCUGUCCAGACUCCUACGAGGAUGACCACCGCGAGCAACACACAAGGCGGCCGGACUACUGGCAGUCCUUCUGCAGGAAAUGCCAACACGAAUGGCACCGCCGGAAACAACAACGACAACGGCGCUCUCUCUAUGGAGUACGGUGGUGCCUGGAUGGUGGUUUUCAUGUUUGCAUCAACAUUUGCGCUCUACCUGUGA
This is a messenger RNA of Marasmius oreades (fairy-ring Marasmius), 783 nucleotides long. RefSeq lists its product as uncharacterized. The transcript is spliced from 3 exons. Lineage: Eukaryota; Fungi; Basidiomycota; Agaricomycetes; Agaricales; Marasmiaceae. The coding region runs from base 1 to 783 and encodes 260 amino acids. The record is from RefSeq and is a predicted model, not a curated record.